Molecule: messenger RNA, 1578 nt
Organism: Closterium sp. Naga37s-1
Lineage: Eukaryota; Viridiplantae; Streptophyta; Zygnematophyceae; Desmidiales; Closteriaceae
Source: the annotation of a GenBank genome assembly
CACGUCGCCAAGAUGUCGCAGGCGUCGCACAAGCUCGUUCGCCCCGUCACCAUGCUCGUGCUGCUUCUCGGAGCGUCGCUCGCCGUCGCCAGGCCCGCUCGUGCGACGUCGCCCGGCUCGCCAGGGCCUAUCGAUGCGAUCUUCGUGUUCGGCGACUCGCUUCUCGACGUGGGGAACAAUAAUUACGGCCCGGCCGACUGGCCCAAGAAUAACUUCGCGCCGUACGGCACUAACUACAUCCCCGCGUCGGGCCGCGUUUGCGACGGCAAGCUGACCGUCGAUUACCUCGCGGAGUGGCUGGGCUUCCCCGGGUCGCCUCCGCCGUACCUGCAGCCAGGCCGCAAUGCGACGCUCGGAGUGAGCUUCGCCAGCGCUGGCGCCAGCUUCAACAUUACGGGAUACACCCUCCCGGCCUUCCAGGCAUCGCAGCAGCUGCAGUGGUACGCCAAGCUCCAGUCCGACGUGAACGCAGCAGCAGGCGCCGACCCGCUCCUCCCCAAGUCCCCAGCCGUCUUCGCCUCCGCACUCCACAUCGUUGGGCUCGGCGCCAACGACUACCAGAUCCUCUUCUUCGGAGAGCGCGUCAACGAGAGCACCAUCCCGAGGCUCGCCGCGGGGGGUUCGCAGCAGGCGCGGGAGUUUGCUACCGCGGUGGUGGGAGCGGUUGAGGCGUAUGUGAGGGGGCUGUAUGGGCUGGGAGCAAGGCGGUUUUUGCUGUCGGAGCUGCCGCCGUUUGGGUGCGCGCCGCUGUGGCGGCAGGCGCUGCAGCAGGCGCAGUGCGUGGCGGUGCUGAAUGGGUACGCUCAGGCGCACAACCGCCUGCUGGCUGCUGCUGCGGGGAGGCUUAGGGAGGAGCUGGUGGGGUCGCAGAUUCUGCUGACCAAGGUGUACGGCCUUGUGGAGACCGCUGUCGCUGAUCCCGCAACUGUUGGCCUCCUGGAGGGUAGCAACGCCUGCUGCGGUGGCCCGCCUCCCCUCAACGGGCUCGUGCAGUGCGGCACCACGGCCAACCUGGGUGGUAACCCGGUAACCGCAUCGCAGUGCAGCCGCCCGCAGGACGCGGUGUUCUGGGACCAGUUCCACCCCACCGAGUCCCUCAACCGCAUUCUCGCCCGCAACUCGUUUGUUGGCCGCCAGGACUCCAUCACUCCCAUGAGCGUGCGCGACCUGGCCCAGCUGGCCCGUGGCCAGAAGUUCGAGGAGGUGCUCGCUUCUGCCUCGCUGCUCGUGGAGGCUGCUUCCUCGGCUCCUCGUGGUGACGAGCAGUCAGGCUCCAGUGCGCCCCGCAGUGAGGUGGCGGUAGCAUCAGCGCUGGAGGUGUUUCAGAGCCGAGUGGACCUCUUUCAAGCCGCCUGCGACCGGGCUCAGCAGCAAGUGGAUGCAGCAAGGCACCGGCUGCUGUCGGAAAGCCUGGUGGACGAAGCAAGAGGCGCAGCAGUUGACACAUCUGCUGUGGGUGCAGCAGGAGGAGAGGGGGAGGCGCAGAUGGUGCUGGGAGCAACUCGGUUGGAGCAGAUCAGCAAGGCUGUGAGAGCCAUGGUGCAGGACCUGCAGCACGGGCAUGCAGACAAGCACUGA